Messenger RNA from Psilocybe cubensis, 738 nucleotides. RefSeq lists its product as uncharacterized. Bases 1 to 738 code for a protein of 245 amino acids. The record is from RefSeq and is a predicted model, not a curated record. NCBI's taxonomy places the organism in Eukaryota, Fungi, Basidiomycota, Agaricomycetes, Agaricales, Agrocybaceae. The transcript is spliced from 4 exons.
AUGGCUGCCUCAGUCCCUGCAUUCCCAACCAAGUUCCAAGAAAUUACAAUUGCGAGCAACAUCAACUGCUCAAUGAUACAGAAUUUUCUUCUGGAAGGGGUAUACACUGUGGUGUAUGGUGUAACGGUGCAUGUUUACCCCCUUACCAUUGCAGUGACAGUAAUUGAUGUAUUGUUCCAGACAUUUACAACCCCCGCACAAGCCGAGAGCCUCAACUCUCUCACCAUUGCGCUCGCAUUCAUAUCUUUGGCCAUUACAGCAACCGCAACUUCACUGAUCGGAUACCGAAUCUACAGUACUUCUAAGGGUAACACCAUUAUGCAGGCCAAGAAGCGAUACACGCGCAUUAUUAUCCUGAUUGUUGAAUCAUCGGCAGUAUACUCGUUGUUGCUGCUCCUCUUCGGAAUAGUACUCGCCGUACCUGCGUUUAACCAGAUUGAUUCCUCUGUAGGACCGUUAGGGGCCUACCUGCAGACUUUUCUAACCGCUACACCUGGGCUGGUGCCGACGGUUAUGGUCGCCAGGCUCGCAUUUCAAGACGAGAAUACAGACUAUGAGACAUCCCACAUGUCCGUAGAUGUAUCAAAUCUGAACUUUGAUAAUCGCCAAGCAGGUCAUGAAACUAGCAGCCCACAUGAAACCGACUUUGCCUUGAAUCCAACUACGCACAAUGAAACCGAAAACUCUCCGGCAGAAAAUCUCAAGGAUAAUAUCACCCAUGAAAAGAGGUCUGAUUGA